GAUUUUGACAGGUGCUCGCUCCUGCUUUGAUUUUCAAUAGUGAAAUAGAUUGCCCAUCUCAAAUAUAAAUCAGAGGUUUGAUUCAGUUUUUGAAAGCUACAUACAAAACUUUUUUUUGAUGUUACUGUGUAUUAAAAAUCAGCUUUGAAAAAACCUAGCCAAUUGCGUGCUAAUUGCUUUACUCAAAGUGCCAGUAAUAAGUGGAAAACAGGUCAAGUAUUCGUUCACGUCGGAUCUCUCAUCCCUAUUACAUUAUUCCCCAAAUCCCUAUCCUGUCACUCUUCAUUGUCAUUGUCAGUGUCAGCUGUGUCAUGGAAUGAAAAUAUAAAUAAAAAUAGGAGUGUGAUUACUGUGAUUUCUUUAAAAAAGAUUGGUUUAAAUCAAGUGUUAUAUGUUUAUCAAGAUUUUCUGUAAUUAUCAAUAGUUUAACAACUCAAGAUGUCGAUAGAAAUAUUACAAGCUGAUGCAAAGGCAGCGGUAGCAAAGCUGGCUUCACUCAGCAAUGAUGAAUUGGAUGAAAUUAUGAACUCAGAUGAGAAAAUAGAGGAGAUUUUGAAGGAGUUGGAGCAGUCUUACUUGAAAGAAAUAGAAAAUGAAAAAGAGACUAUCAUGGCCAGCAAUCAUUCACUUGCAGAGUACAAUCUUUCCAAAGAACCAGAGCUGGUGGAGUUAAGGGAAAAGGUGCAAGAGCUGUCAGAGCAAGGGGAGGAACUGACCAAAAGUGUUGAUGAAAACAUGAAAAUAAUCAAAGAGAAAGGUGGUGACAUGUCUCUAGAGACUGCCCUAGCUUUACUUCGCACUGCAGCUAGUGAAAUGGAAGAAGAAUCCGAUAAAAUAGCACAGAAAUUCCUGGACAAUGAAACUGAUCUGGAUGACUUCUUGGAGCAGUUCUUAGUGAAGCGUAAAUUAAUGCAUACGAGACUAGUGAAGGCAGAAAAGCUCUCCAAACUACUACAGCGUGACCCGUCUCUGAGCAACAUCCCCAAUUACAUUAACUCCCCACCACUGAACAUCAAUACCAACUACAUUCCUGGAGUGCCUCCUGUAAGUCCUCCAGCCAUGCACCAGGGCGUGCCUUAUCCCACUGGUCCCUUUAACAUGCCCAUGCCACCAGCUAUGAAUUAUUUCCAGAACCACUAUUAAGGAAUCAGAAGUGGGAUUGAACUUCUAUAUACAGAGUGUCCCAUAAAAUUGAUGUAAAUGGAUGAAAUUGGUUACGAGUCUUGAAAAUCUAUGUUUUUCGAUGCAACAGUUAUCUUUUCCAAGACAGUUGUCCUUUGACUACACUCAGAAUAAAAGUAAUUUGUUCACGUGAAGAAAUCCUGUUAAUGUUGCCUUGAAAUAUAUUACAUCAGACAACAAAAGCUUCUUAAUAUAACAAGUUGACAAUUCUUCCCAAGACCUAAUGCAUCUUCUCACCUUGAGAAAAGAAAAACCUAGCAAUAGUGUUACUGAAAUAGCACACUCUGGGACACCCUGUAGCUUUACAGUUUUAUAAAUAUCCACAUAAAUUAUUAUGCACGUAUUAAAGUGAUGUUAUUUGUUAUUGUACAAACUCAAUUAUUUAAGUUUAUAUCUUGAAAUCAUAAAAACACUUGUUGCCAUCAUUUAAUCUUAGAAUAGUUAUAAAUAUGUUAUGGGCACCAGUUGUCAGUAGUUACUUCUAUUAUAAAUAAAACGAUUUUAAACUAAGUAUUGUAUUGAGACAAAAUGGUCAUUCAGUGGGUUUAUAAGGAUAUUUGAUUUCAUAUGAAGAAGUUGCUGUGAAAAUAAUCUGCAAAUGGAUCUGCUUUCAUGUUUGUGUACAUGAAGAAAUUGAUGUAAAAAUAAUCUGCAAAUUAAUUCCACAUGAAGGAUGUGAUGUGAAUUUUUGAAAUAAAGAAUUAUAAUCAAUGA
Messenger RNA from Acanthoscelides obtectus, 1896 nucleotides. Lineage: Eukaryota; Metazoa; Arthropoda; Insecta; Coleoptera; Chrysomelidae. The record is from the annotation of a GenBank genome assembly.